AUGGCUAGCGGUAGCAGAAACUCCUCAAUUUCACCUCUGAGAAAUCACGAUUAUGAUGUGUUUGUGAGCUUCAGAGGUGAAGAUACUCGCAACAAUUUCACUGAUUUUCUUUUCCAAGCCCUCCAAACACAAGGCAUUUUUGCAUUUAGGGAUUCCACUAAUCUUCCAAAAGGUGAAUCCAUAGCACCCGGGCUCCUUCAUGCAAUCCAACACUCUCAGAUUUUCGUUGUCGUCUUCUCAAUGAACUAUGCUUCCUCAACUUGGUGCUUGCAAGAAUUGGAUAAAAUAUGCGAAUGCGUUCAAGUGUCUGGAAAACAUGUUCUUCCUGUUUUCUAUGAUGUUGAUCCUUCUGAGGUCAGACAUCAAAAAGGAAGCUAUGGUGAAGCCUUUUCCAAACAUGAACACAGACUCCAACAUGACUCUCAGAUGGUCUCAAGAUGGAGAGAAGCUCUAACAAAAGUUGCAAAUCUCUCUGGAUGGGAUCUGCGUCAUAAGCCACAAUCUGCCGCGAUUAAAGAGAUUGUUCAAAAGAUAAUUCAUAUACUGGAUUGCAAAUCUUCAUGUGUUUCAAAUGAUUUAGUUGGUAUAUAUUCUCCUAUCCAAGAAUUAGAAAAGCUUUUACUUUUCGACUCCGUUGAUGAUGUUCGUGCGAUAGGAAUUUGCGGGAUGGGAGGAAUAGGGAAGACAACUCUUGCUACUGUUUUAUAUGAUCGAAUCUCUCAACAAUUCGCUGCAUGUUGUUUUAUUGAUGAUGUAAGCAAAAUUUAUAGAUUGCAUGAUGGUCCACUCGGUGUACAAAAGCAAAUUCUAGAUCAAACUCUCGGCCAAGAGCACCAUCAGAUAUGCAACCAUUACAAUGCAACUAAUCUGAUACGACGCAGGCUAUGUCGUCAAAGGACUCUUGUGAUACUUGAUAAUGUUGAUCAUAUUGCACAAUUAGAAAAAAUAGCUGUGCAUCGUGAAUGGUUAGGUGCCGGUAGUAGAAUCAUCAUCAUUUCUAGAGAUACACAUAUAUUAAAACAGUAUGGGGUGGAUGCAGUUUACAAAGUUCCACUCUUGAAUCAGACCGACUCUUCUCAAUUAUUUAGUCGAAAAGCUUUCAAACUUGAUCAUAUUAUGAGUAGUUAUGAUAAGUUGGCAUUUAACAUACUAAGGUAUGCUAAUGGCCUACCACUAGCCAUUAAAGUAUUUGGUUCAUUUUUGUUUGGCCGAGAUAUAUCUGAAUGGAAAAGUGCAUUGGAUAGUUUGAGAGAAAAUCCAGACAAAGAUGUCAUGGAUGUGCUGCGACUAAGUUUUGAUGGGCUAAGGGAAACAGAAAAGGAAAUAUUUCUCCAUAUUGCUUGUUUUUUCAAUCGGAAUUUUGAGAAAUAUGUUAAAAAUGUUUUAAAUUGUUGUGGGUUUCAUGUUGAUAUUGGGUUAGGAGUCCUCAUUGAUAAAUCAUUUAUAAACAUUAAAGAUGAAGUGAUUGUAAUGCAUGUUUUGUUGGAAGAGCUAGGCAAAAAAAUUGUUCAAGAAAAUUCAAGCAAAGAACCAAGAAAGUGGACAAGGUUGUGGUUUGGAGAACAACUUUAUGAUGUUAUAUCGAACAACAUGGAAAAGAAGGUUAAAGCCAUAGUUUUCGAUGAUUAUGGCUAUGAAGAUAUAGAUGCAGCGAUAUUCAAAGACUUUUCCAAUCUUAGAUUGCUCAUCUUCAAGCAUGUCAAUGUGUCGGGAAGCCUCAAUUAUCUUUCUAACGAAUUGAGAUAUAUUGAGUGGCGCAGAUAUCCUUUCAUGUAUUUGCCAUCAAGUUUUCAGCCCAAUCAACUUGUUGCGCUGAUAUUGAAGUAUAGCAGCAUCAAACAACUCUGGGAAGAAAAGAAGUAUCUGCCCAAAUUGAGAAUUUUGAAUCUGAGCAACUCCACAAAUCUAAUAAAGAUGCCAGAUUUUGGAGAGUUUCCGAAUCUUGAGCGGCUAAAUCUGAAAGGAUGUAUAAAACUUGUGCAGUUGGAUACAUCUAUUGGACUUCUAAGAAAGAUUGUUUACUUGAAUUUAAAAAAUUGCAAAAGUCUAGUAAACAUACCCAACAACAUAUUUGGUCUCAGCUCUCUUUUAGUUCUAAAAAUGCCGGGGUGUUCCAGAAGUUGUUUGAAAGAGUUUAACAAUACAAGGCAUUUGGAUAUAAGUGAAACUGCUUCACAUUCCCAUUCCUUGUUACCCUCUCCGACAACAAAAACAAUGGUGUUUCCUUACUUCCUUAGUUUAUAUUGUUUGCUUGAAGUUGAUAUUAGCUAUUGUGGAUUAAGCGAAGUCCCUGAGGCUAUUGGAUGUCUACGUUGUUUAGAAAUUUUAGAGCUCGGGGGGAACAAUUUUGUGACACUUCCUAGCCUUAGGGAGCUUUCCAAACUUGUAAUUUUGAACUUGGAGAAUUGCAAGUGUUUGGAAUCUUUGCCUGAGCUUCCUUUUCCUACUACUAUGGAGCAGGAUUUUCGAAAGAAUAGAUAUUGGAGGGGAACAGGAUUGUUCAUUUUCAACUGUCCUAGAAUAAGUAAUAAGGAAAGAUGCAGUAGAAUGACAAUUUUAUGGAUGACACAAUUCAUUCAAGUGAACAAAGAAUACCAUGCCUUGUCUGAUGUUGGUAUUGUCAUUCCAGGAAGUGAAAUACCAAGUUGGUUCAACAAUCAGAGCGUUGGUAGUUCAAUUCCCGUAUCUCCUUUUAUGCAGGACAAGGGCAAUAAUGUCGUUGGCAUUUUAUGUUGUACAGUAUUUUCUUUAGCACCUUAUCCUCCAACAAUAAUGACAAGAAGUUCUGAAUGGGAACCUCGGGUACAUAUUACACUGUAUGCACCGUUAAGAACCACUAAAUAUCUUCCGGUAAUUGCCGAUGGAGAUCUUUUUACUGUCAAAUUAAAUCACAUAUGGCUAAUCUAUUUCCCUUGGGAGCCGUCCUAUAAUGAUCUGUAUGAUGGCUUCCUUGUUGAUGGAGGCUUGCAUGUGGUGGUGAAAAAAUGCGGGUAUCGUUGGGUAUAUGAACAAGAUCUACAAGAGUUUAACUCAACAACAAUCUUAGCUCUAAAGCGCAAGUUUUGGGAAAUUCAAGAUGAGGCACAACCACAUCCACGGCUACACAUUCAUAAGAUGAAAUAA
This is a messenger RNA of Lathyrus sativus (Indian pea), 3123 nucleotides long. NCBI's taxonomy places the organism in Eukaryota, Viridiplantae, Streptophyta, Magnoliopsida, Fabales, Fabaceae. The record is from the annotation of a GenBank genome assembly.